This is a messenger RNA of Plasmodium knowlesi strain H, 411 nucleotides long. Its product is annotated as conserved Plasmodium protein, unknown function. The coding region runs from base 1 to 411 and encodes 136 amino acids. The record is from RefSeq and is a predicted model, not a curated record. Lineage: Eukaryota; Apicomplexa; Aconoidasida; Haemosporida; Plasmodiidae. The transcript has 3 exons.
AUGGAACUGGCCUCCAAGUCGAACCAAGUGUAUCUCCUGGUGAAGAUCAUAAACUUGGUAAAUGUCAACGCCGUCAGCCAUGUGAAGAAGGCUUUGAAGUUGAUCGUGUUCGACCUCUUCGGGCUGGCCAUGUUACUCAAGGUCGAUUUUAAAAUGUUGAAAGUGGCACAGUGCAACCGCUUCUUCAUUGUGCACACCAGUUUGAGGAUGCUAAACCUUCUCCUGUACGCCAUGCAACCCAGCCAAACCAUGCGCCACCAGUUUUCCCUGAAGGUUUUGAAGAUUUCGAAUUUUCUGCCCAAUUUGACAUGCACCACGGGGGUAGACGUGUGCCAAGAAAAUGCUGACAAAGCGGUGAAGAAGCCCGCCUACAAUGUUGUGCAGUCAGUUAAAGCAUUACACACAGGAUGA